Molecule: messenger RNA, 813 nt
Organism: Aspergillus mulundensis
Lineage: Eukaryota; Fungi; Ascomycota; Eurotiomycetes; Eurotiales; Aspergillaceae
Product: peroxidase family protein
Exons: 3
Coding region: 1-813 (270 amino acids)
Molecular function (GO): peroxidase activity
Source: RefSeq, a predicted model, not a curated record
AUGAAGCUCGCGACCUCCGUAAUGACCGUCCUCGGUCUCGCCUCCGCCAGUCCCCAUUACGGGGCUGGCGAUAUCUCCCACUGGAUCCCUCCCAGUGCAAGCGAUUACCGAGGCCCCUGCCCGAUGAUGAACACGCUCGCAAACCACAACUUCCUCCCCCACGACGGGCGCAACAUCACGCGCGACAAAGUCAUCGACGGCCUAGGAAAGGCACUGAACUUCAAUGCCACACUCGCCUCGCUGAUGUUCGACAUGGCCAUCGUUGUUAAUCCCGAGCCUAAUGCGACGUGGUUUACUUUGGACCAGUUGAACCAGCAUAACAUCCUCGAGCAUGACGCUAGCCUUAGUCGAACGGACGCCUUCUUCGGCAACAGCCACAUCUUCAACGCCUCCAUAUUCGCCGAGACAACAUCCUACUGGACGAAUGACACCCUGACGCCCGCCAUGCUGGCGAACAGCAAGCUCGCGCGGCAGAUUACCUCGCGCGCAUUUAAUCCAACAUACACGUUCACCGCAUCCACAGAACAGUUCAGCCUCGGCGAGGUUGCAGCGCCUAUUGUCGCCUUCGGGAGCUUUGAUAACGGGACCGUGAGCAGGGAGUUGGUGGAGUACUUCUUCCGACACGAGCGGUUCCCAACCGAGCUGGGCUGGAGGACGCGUGAUGAGGUCGUGCAGUUGAUGGAUGUGAUGAAGAUCUCUAGCAUGAUUGGGAGCGAGACGGACUUGCUUACGGGGGAGGAGAGUUCGGCGGGGAAGGCGAAGAGGGCGGAUAUGGUUAGGAGGGGGGAUUUGCAUGCGGGGUUUAAGUGGUGA